AUGAUUCUGAACGAAACCAAGAAGCGACUUUCUAAUCUGGACGUACAUCAGGUCGGCAAUACGGCGGAGUACACGGACUCAGACUGGGCGGACGACAUCAACAAAGCGAAAGAGGCACAUAUCGACGCUUUUGCUCUCAACAUGGCACAAGGCGAAGAAAUGAACGACAAGUCGGUCAAGGCCGUCUUUGCCAAGGCUGAACAGCUUGGCUUUCAGUUAUUCUUCAGUUUCGAUUACGCCGGCAACGGUCCGUGGAAGAAACAAGUCGUCAUUGAGAUGCUGCAGAAGUACAGCAGCAGUCCAGCUCACUUCCGCCACGAGGGCAAGCCUUUCGUGUCAACUUUUGAAGGCCCUGCACAAGCGGAGGAUUGGAUUGAUAUCAAAGCUCAAACAGGCUGCUUCUUCGUACCAGACUGGAGUUCCGAUGGAGCUAAGAGGGCAAUGGAACGUGCUGAAGGCGUCGCUGACGGACUGUUCAGCCGGGGCGCAUGGGCCUGGGGUGGCCAUGAUGUGGACACCUACACCGACGCGUCGUACAAUGUGUUCCUAGGCGGCAAGCUGUAUAUGAUGCCUGUCUCUCCUUGGUUUUAUACCAACAUGCCGGGCUUUGGUAAGAACUGGAUCUGGCGCGGAGAUCACGCCUGGUAUGACCGUUGGGUGCAGCCUGAGUGGGUGCAGAUCAUCUCAUGGAACGAUUACGGCGAGUCCCAUCACAUUGGUCCCAUUAGGGACCAUGCGCUCGUGGCCUUCAAGACAGGCAAGUCCCCUUAUAACUACGCCCUGGACCGUCCCCAUGACGCUUGGAGAACUCUCUUGCCCUUCACUAUUGAUCUCUACAAGCACAACACAGCCACCAUCACGCAAGAAGGUAUUGAGUUCUGCUACCGCAGAGUGUACCGCAAAGACUGCAAUGACGGCGGCACCACAGGCAAUACGGCAUCGCAGGUCCAGCUAGAGUACAAACCCUCUGAGUUGGUGUCUGAUGAGGUCUUCUUCUCAGUUCUGCUGACGGAAGAGGCCGAGUUGCACGUUGUCAUUGGCGGGUCUGCGUAUAGGAGCACAUGGAGGAACAAGCCAGAAAGCGGUGCCGGUAUUUACCAUGGAAGCGUGCCGUUUGACGGAAGAGAAGGCGGCGUUGAAGUCAGACUUAUCCGAGGCGGCAAGACUAUCAUGAGCGUGACAGGCCCAGGCAUCGGACGGAGCUGCGGCAGUGACGGCUAUCACAACUUCAACCCCACGACGGGUGGAAAGAUGAUGGCGGCGUCACGCAUUGUGACGUUCACCUACAGUUACGGGUACUGCCUCAAGGACGCCUGCGUCUGCACUGCCCUGGGCACGGAGUUCGAGUAUCCCAACGGAACUGGGUCCCCGGGAUACGCUAUCAAGGGCAGAGGCUCCAUUUAUGCCGGCCUUUGUUCAUCAGCCUGCCCGUAUGGGUUCUGUCCAGAGGAGGCCUGUGGCCUUACGCAACAGUCGUUGAUCGAGCCCAUGGUGUCACCUUUCCAGCCCCAGCGUGUGUAUCAGGCACCGGCCCUGGUGACCUCGCCGCGCUCUGCAGCUUCACCUGGCGAGCUCGACUGGCUGAAUCCCACCGUCGACCUCCUGGCCGGCACCAUCAGGGACGACGGCCAUGGCUUGUGCGCGUUUGCCUGUUCACGGGGCUACUGUCCAUUUGACAAGUGCGUGCAGAGAGUCAUUGGAGACCAGGGCAGUGAGGAUGGUGGUGGCCGUGAUAUUGGUAUGGUCAAUCUCAGUCAGACGUGCUUCAGUAGCGAAAAGUGCGUUGAUAUUGAGGACGACGUUGACAAGCUGGGGUAUUCUAAGGCCUGUGGUCAAAGUUACAAGCGUGUCGGCUGGGACAAGAGCAUUUGCAGCGGUAUUGGUAGUACCUGGGGUCAGCCGAUCUGCUGCAAGGCAGCGGACGCUCCGGAGAAGUGCAUCUGGAGAGGAAACGGCGGUGACUGCAACGGGCAAUGCCACGAGGGUGAGGUUACCCUAUACAAGUCUGGAGACGGUGGCUGGCCAGUUGAGUCAGGUGGCAACAACAACCAAUGUAGCCGAGGCUACAAGUACUUUUGCUGCAGUAUGGACAGUUACGACAAGUUGACUGCUCAGUGCUACUGGAGUGGUUGGUAA
This is a messenger RNA of Colletotrichum spaethianum, 2136 nucleotides long. RefSeq names its product mutanase Pc12g07500. Gene Ontology annotation, biological process: mating projection tip cell wall disassembly. The transcript is spliced from 4 exons. The coding region runs from base 1 to 2136 and encodes 711 amino acids. Gene Ontology annotation, molecular function: glucan endo-1,3-alpha-glucosidase activity. Lineage: Eukaryota; Fungi; Ascomycota; Sordariomycetes; Glomerellales; Glomerellaceae. The record is from RefSeq and is a predicted model, not a curated record.